Molecule: messenger RNA, 405 nt
Organism: Monosiga brevicollis MX1
Lineage: Eukaryota; Choanoflagellata; Craspedida; Salpingoecidae
Exons: 1
Coding region: 1-405 (134 amino acids)
Source: RefSeq, a predicted model, not a curated record
AUGGCUGCCACUCCCACGUUCAAGGUCCUUCUGGUGCUGGUGCUGCUGGUGGCUUGUACCUUGCCGACUGCCGCUGGUCUGCACUACAUCGAGUUUGAUGACAACUGGUGCCACCGCCCCAAUGGCUACCAAAUCCAAAUCCUGAGCGACGCCUUCAAUCAGUGCGAGCCCAACAUGCAAAUCGUCGGCUACGACCGUGACCCAAACCAUUCCUUCUUCCAGUUUUCCAACGCCACUGCCUGCCGCGCCGGCAUCGUCGUUGGCAUGGAAGCCUACACUAGCCACGACUGCUCCGGCCACCCCCGUCGACGCAUUACCCAUCAGGUCGUUGGCGAAUGCUACAGCGUUGAAGACGAUGACGACGCGCGCUCCUACAUGAUUGUCUGUCACGCCGACGCACACUAA